AUGAGCAACAGGAAAGACAGGCAGAGCCAUGGAACCAAGGCAGAUAAAGGAACCAAGGCAGACAAAGGAACCAAGGUAGAUAAAGGAACCAAGGUCGAUAAAGGAACCAAGGUCGAUAAAGGAACCAAGGUAGAUAAAGGAACCAAGGUAGAUAAAGGAACCAAGGUCGAUAAAGGAACCAAGGCAGAUAAAGGAACCAAGGUAGAUAAAGGAACCAAGGUCGAUAAAGGAACCAAGGUAGAUAAAGGAACCAAGGCAGAUAAAGGAACCAAGGCAGAUAAAGGAACCAAGGCAAAUAAAGGAACCAAGGCAGAUAAAGGAACCAAGGUAGACAAAGGAACCAAGGCAGAUAAAGGAACCAAGGUAGAUAAGGGAACCAAGGCAGAUAAAGGAACCAAGACAGAUAAAGGAACCAAGACAGAUAAAGGAACCAAGGCAGAUAAAGGAACCAAGGCAGAUAAAGGAACCAAGGUAGAUAAAGGAACCAAGGUAGAUAAAGGAACCAAGGCAGAUAAAGGAACCAAGGCAGAUAAAGGAACCAAGGCAGAUAAAGGGACCAAGGUAGAUAAAGGAACCAAGGUAGAUAAAGGAACCAAGGUAGAUAAAGGAACCAAGGCAGAUAAAGGAACCAAGGCAGAUAAAGGAACCAAGGCAGAUAAAGGAACCAAGGUAGAUAAAGGAACCAAGGCAGAUAAAGGAACCAAGGUAGAUAAAGGAACCAAGGCAGAUAAAGGAACCAAGGCAGAUAAAGGAACCAAUGUAGAUAAAGGAACCAAGGCAGAUAAAGGAACCAAGGUAGAUAAAGGAACCAAGGUAGAUAAAGGAACCAAGGCAGAUAAAGGAACCAAGGCAGAUAAAGGAACCAAGGCAGAUAAAGAAACCAAGGUAGAUAAAGGAACCAAGGUAGAUAAAGGAACCAAGGCAGAUAAAGGAACCAACGUAGAUAAAGGAACCAAGGUAGAUAAAGGAACCAAGGCAGAUAAAGGAACCAAGGUAGAUAAAGGAACCAAGGCAGAUAAAGGAACCAAGGCAGAUAAAGGAACCAAGGUAGAUAAAGGAACCAAGGCAGAUAAAGGAACCAAGGCAGAUAAAGGAACCAAGGUAGAUAAAGGAACCAAGGCAGAUAAAGGAACCAAGGUAGAUAAAGGAACCAAGGUUGACCGACUGCAUGGUGACAAUUUUGAUCAAGUCAAACACGGCUAUAGAGAACAAACUUAUGUUGAUAGAAGUAUUGAGUCCCUGUUUAAUGAAUACCCAGACAUUGAAGAAGUUGGUAACAAUACCAAACAAGCCGAUGAAAAAACACAGCAAGCCAUGGUUCACAAAAAUAAUUAUUUCACUGGCGAAAUCGGAGAGUCCCGAGAAAUCAGAAUAGCCACACUCAAACCUGCCCAGCCAACGAGUAGCAGCAUUCAGAAGGCUAUGUCAGAUAUGCUUCCAUUAAAGCCUCGUCCACUCCCCGUAUUGGAAUUGGAAGAACAUAGAGAAAACACAGGAAUAGCAGAGCACAUGAUGGAGCAUUUGUCCACAUAG
This is a messenger RNA of Biomphalaria glabrata, 1533 nucleotides long. RefSeq lists its product as uncharacterized. NCBI's taxonomy places the organism in Eukaryota, Metazoa, Mollusca, Gastropoda, Planorbidae. The transcript has 5 exons. The record is from RefSeq and is a predicted model, not a curated record. Bases 1 to 1533 code for a protein of 510 amino acids.